GUGGGCACUGGGAGGAUGAAAGUAGCAUUGAUGGUGCAUUGCUGCUCAGUGAUCAGAUCAGUGAGGAGCGAGAGGAAAGGAUGGGAGAGAAGAAAUGAGAGAAAGCCGCAGAUAGAGAGAUAGAGAGAGAGAAUCUUUCUCUGUACCAGAUAGGCAGUAAUCUGCAGUCAUUCACACACACACGCACACAGACCGAGGCACGGUGAGGUGUCAUGCCUUAGAGCACACACACGAGAUAACUGAGUGAAUUUUUCAAAAAAAUUUAACGUCGGGCAAAAUUGUUUAGGUAUUUGAGUUUUGGGGGUUUUUGAUAUCUACUUGUUGACGUCUCGCUCUGCGAGUGUGUGGUGAGCGAGCACGGAAGUGGGCGUGCGUGCGUUUUUCUACUUGCUCUCUCUCGUUCUCUCUCUCUCUUUCUUUCUCGCUCUCGUUCGCUGAUCCUCUGGUCUCCAAUCCUGUCCCGAGAUGAUGUCUUGCACCGAAAUGAUCACCAUGUGUCUGCAGGCGGCUAAAUACAAGGACCGUCGCCCUGGCAAGCCACUGCCAGUCAGGCUCCCGGGCUUCAUUGACAUUUUUCGCAGAGCAGAUAAGAACGACGACGGUAAAUUGUCCCUGGAGGAGUUUAAGGCUUACUUUGCUGAUGGCGUCCUGGGCUCCUUUGAGCUACAGGAGCUCUUUCACGAGAUCGAUAAGCAGUGUGCUAACAACUUGGAUACUGAAGAGCUGUGCGAGUAUUUUUCCGAGCACAUGGGGGAGUUUGAGAGUGUGCUGUCCGCGCUGGAGCAACUGAACAUCUCGGUGCUCGGGGCCAUGGACAAAACCAAAAAGGAAUACCAGACUUCCUCGGCCCUCAGGCAGUUUGUGACCCGCUUCCUGCUGAGGGAGACCAUGGAGCAGCUUCAGUCACUGCAGAGCUCGCUGGAGUGUGCCAUCGAGGCCGUGGGGGAGCAGAGCAGCCGAGAGAGGGAGGAGCCGCAGAUGCCCGAGCCCCUCUCUGUCCAUCGGCCGGUCAGACGCUGCGGUCGCAGGGCCCAGAAGACCUUCUGCCUGUCCCCCAGCGACCCUUUCUCUGGGAUCCUCCACUCAGGUGUCCACGUUGAGCCCGAAAGUCAGUGGGUAACUCAGGUCAACAGACUCCAGCAGCUGGUUGACCGGCUGGAGUGGAAGACUCCGAGACUGGAGCCUUUGAAAGAAGAACUGAUUGAUGGGACCUCCCAGUCUCAGCUGAUGGUGGUUCAGAGGCAGAUGUCGGUGCUGGAGGAGGAGGUGGAGGAGUUCCGCCAGGACCUCAAGCGAUAUGUCAAGUCCGCAGCCAAUCAGAGCGGCAGUUUGCACAUCUCUGUCCAGAAACUGAGGAAUGAAUCCCGUUUCAUCGUGUAUGAGUUCUGGCAGGAUCGGGCUUCUUGGAGGAGCCACCUGCAGGCAAACCACAGCAAGGCCUUCCAGAGGAAGAAUGUGGAUUUCCUGGAGACCCCUGAGCUCAUGACCACCAUGCUGCUGCCUGCUUCCUGGUGGAUCAUCAGCAACAACAACUGACUCUGUGAUGGGCCGCUGAAAGCCAUCUCGCUCUGUGCCGUGCUGGGAGAAGGCCCUCCUCACAAAC
Molecule: messenger RNA, 1603 nt
Organism: Callorhinchus milii (elephant shark)
Lineage: Eukaryota; Metazoa; Chordata; Chondrichthyes; Chimaeriformes; Callorhinchidae
Product: N-terminal EF-hand calcium-binding protein 1
Exons: 13
Coding region: 466-1536 (356 amino acids)
Biological process (GO): regulation of amyloid precursor protein biosynthetic process
Cellular component (GO): Golgi cis cisterna; cytoplasm; endoplasmic reticulum
Molecular function (GO): calcium ion binding
Source: RefSeq, a predicted model, not a curated record